AUGGUGAAAAGAAAGACGAACCGGGGGAUUUGGUCACGAGAAUCGAUGCAGCAUGCCACUGAAUCCAUAAAGAGUGGAGAAAUGGGGUUUCAGAAAGCAUCCCGAACGAAUAAUGUACCACGGGUUACACUUCAUAGAAAAGUGAAAGAAUCUAAAAACCAGCCAUUGGACAGAAGUGUUCUUACGGUUUUGACAGCUGGAAAAAAUUCUUCAAAUAAAGAGCCCACAAGUUUAGAUAUACAGAAAGGGGAGAAGAAAGUGGAAAAACUUAAGCAGAGAGAGGAGAAGAAAAUGAAAAAAUCUAAACAGAAAGAGGAGGAGAAAGUGGAAACAAUUAAGCAGAAAGAGGAGAAGAUAGAAGAAGAACAUAGAAAAAUCUAACAAAAAGAGGAGGAGAAAGUGGAAAAAUUCAAGCAGAAAGAUGAGAAGAGAAUGGGAGAAUCAAAGCAGAGAGAGGAGGAGAAAUUGGAAAAAUUUAAGCAGAAAGAGGAGGAGAAAGUGAAAAAAUUUAAGCAGAAAGAGGAUAAGAAAAUGAGAAAAUCUAAGCAGAGAGAGGAGGAGAAAGUGGAAAAUCUAAGCAGAAAGAGGAGGAGAAAGUGGAAACAUUUAAGCAGAAAGAGGAGAAGAAAGUGGAAAAAUCUAAGCAGAAAGAGGAGGAGAAAGUGGAAAAUUUAAGCAGAAAAAGGAUAAGAAAAUGAGAAAAUCUAUAAGCAGAGAGAGGAGAAGAAAACAGAAAAUCUAAGCAGGAAGAGGAGAAGAUCGAGGAGAAAAAGAAGAAACAAAACAUGA
Messenger RNA from Uloborus diversus, 789 nucleotides. RefSeq lists its product as uncharacterized. NCBI's taxonomy places the organism in Eukaryota, Metazoa, Arthropoda, Arachnida, Araneae, Uloboridae. The record is from RefSeq and is a predicted model, not a curated record. Gene Ontology annotation, molecular function: DNA binding. The transcript has 3 exons.